Molecule: messenger RNA, 980 nt
Organism: Yamadazyma tenuis ATCC 10573
Lineage: Eukaryota; Fungi; Ascomycota; Pichiomycetes; Serinales; Debaryomycetaceae
Gene: ARF2
Product: Arf family GTPase
Biological process (GO): intracellular protein transport; vesicle-mediated transport
Cellular component (GO): plasma membrane; cytoplasm
Molecular function (GO): GTP binding; GTPase activity
Source: RefSeq, a predicted model, not a curated record
AAAGCCAGAAAGUUUUCUUUUAAACUAAUCAAACUAAAAGAAUUACCCUGAACGUGUUAUAUACAUCGUGUAAUUAAGAAUUGACACACUCGAAUUAAUUGACUGAUUGAUUAAUUAACACGGUAUUCUGAUUGAUUUUAUUCUUUAAGACAAGUCGACACGAAAAAAACAACACACCAACUUUCCAAAUUUUUAUUUUGGUAUCUAACUUUACGGCAUUAACAUUCAAAGUAAGAUCAGACGAAAAUGGGUUUAUCUAUUUCCAAGUUGUUUAACGGCCUUUUUGGUAACAGAGAAAUGAGAAUCUUAAUGGUUGGUUUAGAUGCUGCUGGUAAGACCACCAUCUUGUACAAAUUGAAAUUAGGAGAAAUCGUUACCACCAUUCCAACCAUCGGAUUCAACGUUGAAACUGUGGAGUAUAAGAACAUUUCAUUCACUGUAUGGGAUGUUGGUGGACAAGAUAAGAUCAGACCUUUAUGGAGAUACUAUUUCCAAAACACUCAAGGGAUUAUUUUCGUUAUUGACUCCAAUGAUAGAGAUAGAAUUGCUGAAGCCAGAGAAGAAUUGCAACAAAUGUUGAACGAAGAUGAAUUGAGAGAUGCAUUAUUAUUAGUUUUUGCUAACAAGCAAGAUUUGCCAAACGCUAUGAAUGCCACUGAAAUAACUGAAAAAUUGGGCUUACACUCUAUCAGACAAAGACCUUGGUACAUUCAAUCCACCUGUGCCACCACUGGUGAUGGUUUAUACGAAGGUUUGGAAUGGUUGUCUACUAACUUGAAGAACUCGUCUUGAUCUUGAAAGAUUCGUGGAUCUAAAAUUAUCUAGGAUUUCAACCAAUAUAUUGCUAUUAUUAAUGUCUGCUUUUUAAUCGUUUAGUUUUAUCAGUUUGUUUGUUAAAUCCUUUAAUCUUGAUCCUUUAUAUAUGAGGAUGUAUUCUUGUAUGUAUAUCUCUUAAUCUUAUACAAGUAUUAACUAUUUAU